AUGUUUUCCGAGGGAGAUUUUGGAGCCGGCGGCAGCGCAGACGCCCCCAAUGGCGCCCCCACGUCGACCGAUGGCGUCUCCAGUGCCGCUGCGCCCGUCGACGACCUCAAUACGACCGACAACAAUUCCAUCACAGAGCCCACUACCGCAACCUCAGCGACUUCCAACACCGAGGCCACGGCUGAGUCGAUGGAGCAUGCCGAGCCCGUGAUUCAUGCUGACGUGGCAGGUGGUGAUGAGCCUGCCCCCGAUGUUGAUGCUGUUGCUGACACUGCACCCGUUGAACCUCCUGCGGGUGCUGAUACUCCUGUUGACGCUACGGCUCCUGUGGAGACCACCACCACCACCACCACCACCACCACUGUGACCGAGGAGCCCGCCACAGACACAAUUAACGACGGUGCUGUUGUUACAGAGACCACCUCUUCCACUACCGAGAGUCUUCCUGCUGCUGAGGGUGCUACUACUGCCACUGACACUGCUGAAGAGGCCGCAAACGGUGCAGAUGCAGAUGGUGCAGCAAACGGUUCCAGCUCUGAACCCAAGCCUGAGACCUCUGAGCCUGCUGCUGCCACGUCACCUGCACCGGCACUGCCCUCAGAUGGUAUGGAUGUAGACUACAUGCCUGCGGACCAGGACGACAAGGAGGAUGACUGGAACAUGGACCUGGAGCCUGAGUGGGAGGCCACCGGUGGAAUCGCCGAGACCACCAAAGUCGAGCCCAAAGCCUCCGCAGAGCCCAGGGACGACAAGGAGGCUGACUCGGAGAUGCUUGACGCAGACACAGCCAUCCCCGACGACCAAAAACUCAAGGAGACCAAGCCCGUGGUCGCCCCACCACCCGUGCCCCGAAACGCGGUGCCCGAUUACAUCCCCCAGGCGCACACUAUUGUGAUCCCGUCUUACGCCAGCUGGUUCAACGUGAACCGCAUCCACUCGAUAGAGAAGAAAUCCAUUCCCGAGUUCUUCAAUCAGCGCAACAACUCUAAGACACCUGAGGUGUACAAGCGGUACCGUGCUUUCAUGAUCAACACCUACCGACUGCACCCCACGGAGUACCUAACUGUGACUGCUGUGAGACGAAACUUGCUAGGCGACGUGUGUGCCAUCAUGAGAGUGCACCAGUUUCUCGAAAAGUGGGGUCUCAUCAACUACCAGGUUGAUAUUGAGGCCCGACCCCAAAUGGUUGCCCCUCCCUUUACAGGCCACUGGGAGGUGACUGAGGACAUGCCACGUGGUCUGUUCCCCUUCCAGGCAUACAGGGGCACUCGUUUCCUGAAACGGGCUGGCGAGAACGGCUCCAUCGAGGAGGGUGGCUCGAUUGAGGCCAAAAAGCCGAAGGUGGAGGGUGAUGAUACUGCCGAUGCUGUGGAUGGUGGCAACAGCAACGACAACAAGGAUACCAGCAGUAAAGAGGGUGGGGCCGAGGUAGGCACCCAGGGCGACACAGUGCGAGUCAAACCCGAACCCACAACUCCCCAGGUUGAGCCAUUUGUGCAGUCCGAUCCCGAAUGGACUAAGCGGGAGGUGUACAACCUGCUCAACGGUAUCGAGGAGCAUGGAAACGACUGGACCGCCAUUUCCGAGACAGUCGGCAACAAGACCCGGGAGCAGUGUCUGCUCAAGUUCAUCUCCUUGUCUACCGAAGACAAGUAUCUGGGCAAGAGUGGCGAUGUUUCAGCGUCUACAUCUGGCCAGGACAUCAAGGUGUCUCCUCUUCAGGUGAGUCCCAAGUACCUGCCGUUUGACCAUGUGGAUAACCCUGUUUUGUCGGUGGUUUCGUUCCUGACUGGUCUUGUGGACCCUACUGUGGUGUCUGCCAUGACCGGUCGAGGUGUGGAGGAGAUUCGAAAGACCCUCAAACUCGAAAUGACUGAGCAAAAGAAGCAACAGCUGCUGGAGCGAAGACGAAAGCGAGAGCAGGAAAAGAAGGAUAAGGAGGCUGCUGCUGCCAAAGAUGGUGACAGUAAGGACGGUGGGGAGAAGGAAGGUGGAGAAGGAGAUAAGGACGACAAGGACGCCGUCAAGGAGGAGGGUUCUGAUGAUGACCCAGCUCUGUAUCCCCCGGGAGCAUCUGACUCUACCGAUGCCGGCACCUCCAUCAAGGACGUGCCUCUUGAGACGCUCACGUCGCUGGGCUACUCUACCCUGGGCACCAAGGCGCAGGUCUUUGCCGACUUUUCCGAGAAGGAAAUGUACCGGGACAUGUUUGAGCUGACCAAGGCGCAGGCCACAAAGAUGGAGAUGAAGAUGGAAAAGUUUGCCGAGUUGGAGCGCAUCAUCGAGAUGGAGCGACGGCAGCUGCAGAUGGAGCGUGAGCAGGUGUUCCUGCAGCGUCUGCUGCUCAACAAAAAGGUGUCGCAGGUGGACAAUCUGCUUACACAGGCUGCUGAGGAGACCAAGAACCAGCAACUGAUUGACCAGGCCCGUUCCAUUGUGCGGGGAGCCACCAAGCUGUCGUUUGCACCUACUGUGCAGGACCAGGCGCUGGAGAACAGUUGUGUGGAAAACUCGCUGGACAAUGUCACUCCUGUGACCCAGAAGAAGCAGACCUUUACUUUCUGGCAGGCUUAG
This is a messenger RNA of Yarrowia lipolytica CLIB122, 2574 nucleotides long. RefSeq lists its product as uncharacterized. The record is from RefSeq and is a predicted model, not a curated record. Gene Ontology annotation, biological process: positive regulation of DNA-templated transcription. Gene Ontology annotation, molecular function: DNA binding; histone binding. Gene Ontology annotation, cellular component: SWI/SNF complex. NCBI's taxonomy places the organism in Eukaryota, Fungi, Ascomycota, Dipodascomycetes, Dipodascales.